Fopius arisanus is the source of this 1292-nucleotide messenger RNA. RefSeq names its product biogenesis of lysosome-related organelles complex 1 subunit 2 (gene Blos2). The record is from RefSeq and is a predicted model, not a curated record. Bases 189 to 671 code for a protein of 160 amino acids. Gene Ontology annotation, biological process: lysosome localization; endosomal transport. Gene Ontology annotation, molecular function: gamma-tubulin binding. Gene Ontology annotation, cellular component: BLOC-1 complex; BORC complex; gamma-tubulin complex. NCBI's taxonomy places the organism in Eukaryota, Metazoa, Arthropoda, Insecta, Hymenoptera, Braconidae. The transcript has 2 exons.
GACGUGUACUUCAACAUAGCCUCAAUCAUUUUUGGAGAAUCGUUUUUCAAGCGUUUAUUCGGUUGCUGAGUGUUUUUUUUUAUCUGGUAAUAUAACAGAAACAAAUCAAGUAGACAUUGCACGUAUUACCUUCAAAUAUUUGUGGUGUGAGUGUAGUUUGCAGUUGAUGUUUGUAAGACAACGCAAUAAUGAACGAUAAUCCAGAGGAUCCUCGGAUGAACCCUUCUCUUUCAGACAACCAGGACGAUGGAAAUCUGCGUUGUGAAUCUCCAAAACGUGGCACCACCCUUUCAACGAGUACAAGCAGCUUCGAAGCCCUAGACCCCCACGAUCCCAACUUGAGUCGCCUGGCUAAUGCUAUGUUCCAGAAAACUGGAGAAUACCUCCAGGAAGAAUUGACAGCGACACAUGCUGACUACCGCCUCCUGGAGCGAUUGAACAAAGAGGCCAUAGCCAAAUACGCGGAACUAAAGACAAUAUCGUGUAACGUAUCCCAAUCCCUGGACACGUUGAAUCAAAAAUACAAGAAACUCCAGCCAGUGCUGGAGAACAUCAAUCAGAUCGACGACAGUGUCGCCAAGUUAGAGCAGGCCGCGUACAAAUUGGCUGCCUAUUCCAAAAGAUUAGAGGCCAAGUUCAAAGAUCUCGAAAAAGAAAACAAAAAUAAAUGAAAAUGAAAGAUUUGUUUCGAUCUUUGUCAUUCCUCACUGGUUUAAUUCGAAUAUGAGGGAGGCAGAGCAAAAUUGACUCCCUCAAUUCUUCGAUUGCUACAGAUUAUAAGACAUUAUUUCUGGGCCUUACUCCCAUUUUGCUACUUCUAUUGUUCAUGUUUAUAAAUGUGGAAUCAUUGUGUAAAUACGUGCAUUGGGAAUUCGUAUUGAUUUGUAAUGUACGUUUCACUCAUAUUUGAGAAUUUAUUUAAAUUAUUGUAAUUUAGGUUUGAUGAUUUAGAUUUGUCUGUAAAUAAAAUCUAGAGAAAUGAAGAAGUUUUUAUUUAUCUAAUUUUAUUGGUUUUAUGAGUGUUGUAAUGAAUUAGAAACUGUUCGAAUAUCUUGAGAGAGAAUAGAAAUGGAGGAAAUUAGAUAGAGGGAGAGAAGUGAUUUAUUUCGAAGAAUAUGACAAAUCUUUUGUUUUCUUAUUUUCUUUCAACUUUUUAUUUGUUUCCUUUCAUCAAUUCUCACCCUAUGAAGUCACCCGAAUAUUUCUGUAUCCUUCUGAAUGCAGAAUUUUAGUUCUUGCUUUCUUGUCACUGCGCUGAUGAUUGAUGAAGGAGUACAAUUCUACUAAUUAAA